This is a messenger RNA of Paramacrobiotus metropolitanus, 1533 nucleotides long. Its product is annotated as 45 kDa calcium-binding protein-like. The record is from RefSeq and is a predicted model, not a curated record. Gene Ontology annotation, biological process: calcium-ion regulated exocytosis. Gene Ontology annotation, molecular function: calcium ion binding. The transcript has 3 exons. Gene Ontology annotation, cellular component: endoplasmic reticulum. The coding region runs from base 367 to 1272 and encodes 301 amino acids. Lineage: Eukaryota; Metazoa; Tardigrada; Eutardigrada; Parachela; Macrobiotidae.
UGGUUUUUUCAUUUUUGCGUUUUUAAAUUUUUAAUUUUUGCAAUUUGAAAAGUGAAUAUGAUAAAUUUUAUUAUCGAAGUUUUUGCUGAUCCUCGCAGCCUGAUGGAUGAUCACGAUUCACCAAUCUUAAUCCUUACCGCCGAAUCAUACACGUCCCGAUAGGCCGCUGAGCGCUUUCACAGAGCGACUGUGCGUCGAUUUAUCACGGCCAUGCGUUAUCGUCUUCCUUUUGUUUACAUCGUUAUCGCUGCAUAUUUCCCCGUAUAAACAUUGGCCUUCGCAACGUCAAGCAUCAUGUGAAGCGGCGCUAAGACAGCAGUCUUCGGUGGCUAAGAUUGUGCCUGGGCAUUUGCGUCGUCGCGUAGAAUGGUGCUACGAAAGCGUGUCCGGACGUGUAUACAGAUCGCAGCCGUCGUCGCUGGUCUCGGCUUCCUCUCGCUGAUAGUGCAUUCGUGGAAUGCCUUCUCCCAUCGGGAACUGGAUGAGUUUGUGCAGGAUGGGAAGCGGUAUAUUCUGCGGAAAAAAGCCGAUGUGUUAGUGGACGGUGGGGAUAGUCUGGAGGAUGCAUUUAGGAAGGCCGAUGAGAAUUCGGAUGGGUUUCUGACGGCGGAGGAGAUUGAGAAGUGGAUUGUUGAUAAAACGCAGAAGCAUCUGGAUGAAGGCGAAGGUGAGCUAAGCAAAAUCUUCACUGAAUCCGACGUGAACAGAAACGCUGUGGUCUCGUGGGACGAGUUCCAGACCUGGUACAAAGCACAUCCAUCCAGCACGAAAAAGAACGAUCUGUCCAGUCUGCGCGAGGAAUGGGACGUGGCGGAUUCCGACCGGAAUGCCGUGCUGAAUCAGCAUGAAUUCCUCUGCUUCCGCCAUCCGGAGCUGUGCAAAGAGACCCUGCUGCAGCUGACCAAGGAUGUCUUUAAAAAUCUGGAUAAAAAUAAUGAUGGGAAAUUAAGCGAGGAGGAGUACACGGCGCCACCGCCUGGUCAGGUGGAGGAGGGUUUUCAGGACUACGAGACACGUUUCAAGGAGCAGCGACGGAAGGAAUUCCUGGUGAUCGACGCCAACCAGGACGGCUGGGCGUCGCCCGACGAACUGGGCCAGUUCCUCAAUCCGCGCAACCACAUCCACGCCAAAACCGAGGCCGACGAGCUGAUCGACGCGGCGGAUGAGAACCAGGACGGCCGGCUGUCGCUGGAGGAGGUGCAGCAGCACCGGGAUCUCUUCGAGCAGAGCAAGCUGAUGAAUGUCGACGAGACGUUCCACAAUGACUUUUGAAUCUAGUCUCUCCCUUGUCGCACUUUGUUUCAGGUUUGUGAUGGGUUUUUCAACUAUGCUUUCAGCCCUGUGUUCCUGUGUGUUGAUGAAUGGGUGGUUUUUGUUGUGGGAUAUUUGUUUGAGUUUACAUGUGGAAAAAUUUUAAUGCGAAUGGAUAAGCGUUGCAUUGUCUGUAUUGGAUCGCCGUGUCUUGUAUUUAUUCUUGUUUGAAGUUUGAAAUGAAAAUACAUCGUUACAUUAAAUGCAAAAACAAAUUAAAAA